Suillus plorans is the source of this 585-nucleotide messenger RNA. RefSeq lists its product as uncharacterized. The annotation marks the transcript as partial. NCBI's taxonomy places the organism in Eukaryota, Fungi, Basidiomycota, Agaricomycetes, Boletales, Suillaceae. The transcript has a single exon. The record is from RefSeq and is a predicted model, not a curated record. Gene Ontology annotation, cellular component: nuclear envelope; meiotic nuclear membrane microtubule tethering complex. Gene Ontology annotation, molecular function: protein-membrane adaptor activity. Gene Ontology annotation, biological process: nuclear envelope organization.
CAGGACUUCACACUGGUCAGCUCUGGAGCCUUCUAUAUACCGCUUCUUACUUCCAAGUUUGACAUUACCCCAUCAUCCUGGCAUGUAUGGUGUCAGACAGCAGACCAGCACAAAAGCAAUUCUCCCAACCUAGCGUUGACUGCGGAUCUUCCAGAAAGCUGUUGGAGACUACCCCAAUUGAGGGGUCAUCUAGGAAUUGGGUUUAAGAGCCCUGUGAUCAUUACUCAUGUUUCAAUCGAACAUCUUACUCAGUCUAGCAGUUCCCUGCUGGAUGCACCCCGGGACAUUGUUAUUUGGGGCUUCAUUGAACACGCUGAGAAUCUUCAGCGUUACAGACCUGUUAAUCUAGGUGUGGACGACGGACCUCCCCACGAGGUCAUUGAAGCAUCCCGAAGGCAGAAUCCCAGUGGCUCUUUCAUCAAGCUUGUGCAUGUGGAAUACAGCCCCUUUGAUCACGAGUCACCGGUUCAAACAUUUCCUGUCUACCAGGACAUUAUUCGGUCGGGUUUUGAUUUUGGACUGAUUAUUGUCGAGAUACGGGGAAUUGGGGUGCAGACUUGCUUAUACAGAGUGCGGGUUCACGGA